CCCCCCCCCCCCCCCCCCCCCCCCCCCCCCCCCCCCCCAUCAUUGGUGUCAGUGGGAGGAAUAGUGCCCCAUCAUUGGUGUCAUGGGGGGAGGAAUAGUGCCCCAUCGUUGGUGUUCAGUGGGGGGAGGAAUAGUGCCCCAUCGUUGGGUGUCAGUGGGGAGGAAUAGUGCCCCAUCGUUGGUGUCAGUGGGGGGAGGAAAUAGUGCCACCAUCGUUGGUGUCUGUGGGGGGAGGAAUAGUGCCCCAUCGUUGGUGUCAGUGAGGGGAGGAAUACUGUCUCAUCGUUGGUGUCAGUGGGGGGAGGAAUAG
Messenger RNA from Staurois parvus, 310 nucleotides. The record is from the annotation of a GenBank genome assembly. Lineage: Eukaryota; Metazoa; Chordata; Amphibia; Anura; Ranidae.